This is a messenger RNA of Equus caballus (horse), 1105 nucleotides long. RefSeq names its product defensin beta 134 (gene DEFB134). The record is from RefSeq and is a predicted model, not a curated record. Lineage: Eukaryota; Metazoa; Chordata; Mammalia; Perissodactyla; Equidae.
UAUGCCCACCCUUCCCUUUUUGCUCUCUGACAGCCAGUGUCAGACCGUGCCACCAGCCUCCUCAACAGAAGCUCCUAGCCAUGAAGCUUCUCCUCAUUGUGUUUGUCUUUCUCUUCUUUUGGGACUCAACACUGGAAGGCUUGAAUGUAUUGUCAUCAGAAAUACACAAGAAAUGCCGUGGAAAUGGUACCUGCAGACUUGAGUGCUACGGAAGUGAAAUGUUAGUCGCCCACUGUAUGUUUCAGCUGGAGUGCUGUAUCAAAGGAAACCCUGAGCCCUGACAAGAGAAGCCAGUGAAUGACAAUUAACUUGAAACUCCUUGACCCUCCCUAUCUUUCACACAGCCCGGGAAUUCAGAUUAAACUGUAACACUGAUACGCCCACGGCUGUUGGUUUUUAGAAAUUUUUUUAUAAGUCAUCAGAAUCUUAUGAUCUUGGAUUUCAAAAGCCAAGCUGCAGCCUUCCUAAAGACAGCUAAGCUUCUCUUGAAAACAACUUAGAAUAUAUUUUCUCACUUCAAAGCAAUAUCUACGGUCUCCUCAAUGCCUAUUUCUCUCUUUACUCAUAGAAAGGAUGUCUUAAUUAUUUAUAGAGGCUUCAAACAGAAACAUUUUUCUACAUGUAGGCUUUACCCUACUGUUCCUCCAGCUCCCCAUUCACCUUUUCUUUGAAUCUUCCAUCCGUAGAGAAACAGAUCUGCCCUGGCCCGCUGAGGACCCCAUAUGUCUUUCACACAGACCACACGGGCAAGUCUUAACUGCAGGCUGGCCUAAGUCUUGGCAGAGUCUGACCCUGCAGUUCUUCUUGAAACACAAGGAGAAAGGCCAUCCUGUGAUGGGUUGCCAUGAGGCGGGUUCUCAUCCACCUCUCUGUUUUCAGGGAAUGAAACAUGGGACUUUCCACCUCAGUCUCUUUAGGGUUCAGCUAAAAGCUAUAAGACCACCUGGCUAUGUUUUAGGGUUGGCUCCUUAGCAGCAGAGUGGCCCAUCACCUCUGCUAUCCACCAUCUGGCCCCUCUGGUUGAGUGUCAUUCUGUGGGACUAGGAGUUGAUAGCAUGCUGAUCUUGCUUUGCUGUAUGGGUAAAUAAUAAACUAUCUAAAUCCA